This is a messenger RNA of Adineta ricciae, 2088 nucleotides long. The record is from the annotation of a GenBank genome assembly. NCBI's taxonomy places the organism in Eukaryota, Metazoa, Rotifera, Eurotatoria, Adinetida, Adinetidae.
AUGGCAUCCACGAAACGAGUAUGUGGAAAGUGUAACAAAGGUGCAGGAACUGCGAUGUGCUACGGAUGUGAACAAGCUUUCUGUACGAAACAUUUCAUUGAACAUCGACAAGAACUUGCUCAACAAAUGGAAUACAUCGGACAAGAACAUGAUGUUUUACAACGUGAUUUGACUCAUGAUCAUAGUAAACAUGCGCUCCUAACACGCAUCAAUCAAUGGGAGCAAGAAUCGUUAACAAAAAUUCAAAUCGCCGCUCAAGCAGCACGUACAACUCUUCAACAAUUGCUUAACCGACCGAAGAACAAUCUGCAAGUAUCGAUCAGCAAAGUCACCGAAGAACUCCAAUCCAGUCGCGAAUUGGAUGAUUAUACGGAAUUAGACAUCAAACGAUGGACAGAUCAAUUGCAAGAAUUUCGCAAAAUACUCGAUUGUCCUAUUCCUGUCAACCUUGAGUAUGAAAAAGAUUCUCGAUCAGCAAUACGUUUAUUGAAAAUAACUGAACCACAACCAUUAGACACUCAUUACCAAACAACACAAAUACAUGAAUUGAGUGAUUGGAAAACUCCUGUGUCCGAUGGAAAUUUUGCCGAAAGAUUCGAGGAUAUUUUUGGGAAAGUUACUUUAUCCGAAAACGGUCUCGUUGCUACUUGUUUCGGUGGCCAUGCAGAUCGAUCUUGUGUUGGUGGUACCGGUCGCUAUUCAACUGGAGUACACUACACUCAUUUUCGUAUUGAACAAACUAGUACGCACUAUCAUUCAUUCUUCGGAAUCAUUAAUGCAUCAGAAAAAAUGACAUAUGACAUAUGGAAUUCGACCUCGUUCCAUGGCUGGUGGGAUUUAGAUUAUAAUGUCAUUAGUGGUAAGAGCAAUCGACGUCUCUCACCUGAAACGAUUCGAAUGGGUGAUGAAGUUACUUUGAUGCUUGACUGUAUCAAUCGACGCAUGCAAUUAGAACAUCAUCGAACCAAUCGAACAGUGAAUAUGCCGAUCGAUCUUCAACUGUGCCCAUUCCCUUGGAAAAUCAUCGUUCUACUACUUGGAAAAGACGAUUGUAUACAUGAAGGUUUCACCAAUUUCUUUUUGACAAUUAAAAUGAAAGAAGAAUGUAGUAAAUGUAAGAAGUCCCUUCAAGUCUCAUCAUGUCACGGAUGUGAACAAAGAUUUUGUGCUGAACAUGUUCGUGAACAUCGACAAGAGUUAACGCAACAACUUCAGCAUAUUAUUGCGAAUUAUCACGAUUUUGAAAACGAAUUUAACAGUGAUGAUCUCCUUCGGCCGUAUCUUUCUCGUGUUGAACGAUGGGAACACGAAUCGAUUUUGAGAGUUCAACGAUCAGCUGAACGAGCUCGCAAUGAUUUGCGCCAAAUUCAUGAACAAUUGAAAAGCAAUUUUAAAUCUUCAAUCGAUCAAAUCUCGACAGAUAUCGAACACGUGCGACAAGCCAACGAUUACACAGAGAUCGAUUUGAAGAAAUGGAGAAAACAAUUAAAACAACUUCAACAUGUUCUUAAAACCUCAUUCACCGAAGAUAUGAUCGACGACAGUCAAUCUUCGAUUCCAAUGCUACAAGUUAUCGUUAAAAACCAUGCUCGGACAUCCGACGUGUCUGAUCUACUUCCUCGUCUAAAAUUCGAUCGAGGUUUCGGUAAAAUACGACUCUCAAGUGACAAACAAAUCGUCAAAUGCACAGGAAGUCAUUGGAAUGGUUCGACAAUUUGUUGUAACACUCUCUACGUAUCCGGCAUCCACAAAAUCCGUUUUCAUAUCAAUCAAAUGGGUAAACAGAAUCCCUUCUUUGGUAUCGUGUCCACUCUCGAAGAUGCCAAUCCCUGGAAUCAUAAAACACCAUUUGCUUAUGGUUGGUGGAAGAUUCCCUGGGAUCGUGAGAAGCCUACGGAAGAUACGAGCAUUCAGACGGGUGACGAAAUGACCUUAACAAUCAAUUGUACAAAUAACGAAAUUGAAUUAGAAAAUCAUCGAACAAAUCAAUAUACAUUCGAGCGUGUUACAUAUGAAAAAUGUCCUUUUCCUUGGAAAAUUGCCAUUGUUCUCUAUUCUCCGGGCGAUUCGAUUAGUAUUGUAUCGUAG